AAAUAAUUUGAGCCAACAGGUCUGGGAUACAGGUUUAGUCUCAUGGUAUGACAAGACUUUUACUCUUGGCUAUCAGUUUGUUUGUCGGAACAGGGUGCGAGGUACACAAGGGCAGGUACGUGACUUUGGAUGGUGAUGAGAUCCAGUACUUCAUUGAGAACGCAGAUCACCAUGCUACACUCCUUCUUAACCUCAUCAAAGAGGUUUCUCAUGACCCGUUAGUGAAUGCUACCUACAGCAAAGGAAACGGAGAUAUCAGGUUCCAUAUUCUGGGGAAUGAUCAUUUCGAAUCGACUGAAGAAGACUUCGAAGAUGAAGCUGCAAUCACCAGGGAACUCAUGGAAACUGGCUUAGGAAAGAGUUUACCAAAGUUGUCGCGUCACGUGUUCGAAGAGACUGGUGUGACUGGUAGAGAAAAUGAGGGGAUGAUGCUUCUCCACCAGAUUGCAAUGUUCAGCCACAACUUUCACGAGGGAGCCCACACACCGCCACACCGACAGAAGCGGAACGCUCUGAGUCACAUGUUCGGAGGAAAUGACGGGGAGGAGUUGAGUAACGAGGUGGAGGGAGUAUUCCCUGAGGAAAUAGUCAAGAUUUGCAACGGCGAGACACUCUAUCAACACGGCGGCUGUACUAUAGAUCUGGGUGUCGAGUCUAGUGAAAACGUUUGUGUAAAACAUGACGAGUACAAAUCCCCCAGUGACGAUUACGACUUUGGAGAGGGUUGGGCUGUGGUGCAUCAGUUUUCAGCUGACGAGAUCUCGAAGGGGUGUUACGGUUUAUGUGGUCCGUGGUGCACGUGUUGGAGCCAACUGUGUGGCGACUGCUGCUGGCAUCCCGGCUGUUACCAGCAUGACAAAUACUGUGACAAACCCACGUCCUUGUCCUGUAAACUUGGAAGAGGAGUUACUUUCGGAAGGAAGGGACUUCACACUUGCUAAUUACUUUUUAGUUAUUCUUGAGAACUAGAACUGUGGAUUGUACGCGCUUCGUACAUCGUAGUGUUUACUUUUAGCUUAUUACUCAUGAGUCAUGCCAG
Messenger RNA from Bolinopsis microptera, 1039 nucleotides. RefSeq lists its product as uncharacterized. Bases 48 to 941 code for a protein of 297 amino acids. The transcript has 7 exons. The record is from RefSeq and is a predicted model, not a curated record. Lineage: Eukaryota; Metazoa; Ctenophora; Tentaculata; Lobata; Bolinopsidae.